Molecule: messenger RNA, 2769 nt
Organism: Hirundo rustica (Barn swallow)
Lineage: Eukaryota; Metazoa; Chordata; Aves; Passeriformes; Hirundinidae
Gene: PTPDC1
Product: protein tyrosine phosphatase domain containing 1
Exons: 10
Coding region: 1-2310 (769 amino acids)
Biological process (GO): cilium assembly; protein dephosphorylation
Molecular function (GO): protein tyrosine/serine/threonine phosphatase activity
Source: RefSeq, a predicted model, not a curated record
AUGGAACCAACAGGAAAAGAGAGACUGUCAGAAGUAGAGAUGAUGAAAGAGGACAGGGAUGAUGAUGAUGGUGAUGAUGAAAGAGGAACAGGUACUGCAAUGGCUGCAGGAGUUCUGCUGCAAAAUGAGCAACCGUACUCCUCGCUGAUAGAGAGCAGUGUGUAUCUGGCAAAUACGAGUUCAGGGAGCUCGAGGCGCCCCACGGCCAAGUACACCAAGGUGGGGGAGCGGCUGCGCCACGUCAUCCCCGGGCACAUGCAGUGCUCCAUGGCCUGCGGCGGCCGUGCCUGCAAGUACGAGAACCCCGCGCGCUGGGCCCAGCACGAGCAGGCCGUCAAGGGCCUCUACUCCUCCUGGAUAACAGAUAACAUCCUGGCUAUGGCUCGACCCUCCACAGAAUUAAUUGAAAAGUACAACAUUAUUGAGCAGUUUGAAAGAUGUGGCAUAAAAACCAUAAUUAACCUUCAGCGUCCUGGGGAGCACGCGAGCUGUGGGAACCCCCUGGAGCAGGAGAGUGGCUUCACCUACCUUCCUGAAGCCUUUAUGGAGGCUGGCAUUUAUUUUUAUAAUUUUGGAUGGAAGGAUUAUGGAGUGGCAUCUCUCACGACUAUCCUUGACAUGGUGAAGGUGAUGUCUUUUGCCCUGCAGGAGGGGAGGGUGGCUGUUCACUGCCACGCAGGGCUUGGGAGGACAGGUGUUCUAAUAGCUUGCUACUUAGUUUUUGCCACCAGAAUGAGCGCUGACCAAGCGAUUCUGUUUGUGAGAGCCAAAAGGCCCAACUCCAUCCAGACGCGGGGGCAGCUGGUGUGUGUCAGGGAGUUCUCCCAGUUCCUGGUGCCUCUGCGCAACGUCUUUGCGUGCUGCGAGCCCAAGGCGCACGCCGUCACGCUGUCCCAGUACCUGACCCGCCAGAGGCACCUGCUCCACGGCUACGAGAGCAGGCACCUCAAACACGUGCCAAAACUCGUCCACCUGGUGUGCAAGCUGCUGCUGGACCUGGCUGAGAACAGGCAGGUGGUGGAGGCCGAGCUGCUGGACAUCCCAGACCUCUCAGCUGAGAUUGAGAAGACCGUGGCGCAGCUGGCAUCCACGGAGCUGGAGCGGGAGCUGGCCAGGCACGACAGCGACGCGUCGGACUCGUCCCACACGCACUCCUCUGCUCUCGACACCCAGGACUCGCACUGCUCCCUGGGACACGAAUGUGAUUCUUUCUGUAAAAGAAGGAAUGUCGAAUGCCUUCAGCCUCUUACUCAUAUGAGAAGGCGUCUGAGCUACAGUGAGUCAGACCUACGGAGAACCGAGUUUCUUUUGGAACAGGAUGACACUGCCUGGACAGUGCCUGCUCAGAUCUUAGAGAACAAACCCAAGCAGAACAGUGGGGAGGAAUGUUCUGCCACAGGUGAGGCAAGCCCACAGCUGGAGUUAAACAAAGAAGCAUUGGUGCGUAACACGUGCACGUUCUGGAGUCAAGGGAGAUUUAGUUUGGAUGGACGAAGGGAUGGCUCCUAUCACAGAAGGAACUCGACCAAAGAAGUACAACGCAGCAGGACCUUUUCUUCAGGCCUCGCGUCCAUCCACCAUCCCAAGGAACCUGGGGUGCCGAGGCACGGCUUUGCCGACGAGAUUGCUCAUAGGAAGGACCACAAGACCAAUAUAUAUGGCAGGAGGGUCUAUCUCUCCGAGGACUCUGACUCUUCUUCUUCCUCUUCCAAAGUGAGCUUUUCCAUUGGAUAUGAAAGCCAAGGUAGCAGAGAGGUGUCAGAGACAAUUCCGCACAUCGUUCUGCAGUCAGAAUUAAGUUUAGAAGCUCGAAGAGUUUUGGCAGCCAAAGCACUCGCAGAUAUAAAUGAAUUUCUGGGAGAGGAUGAAGUGAAGCAGAAAGUAGAAAUGUGGCAGAAAGAACUGAAUUCUCGAGAUGGAGCUUGGGAUAAAAUCUGCACUGAGAGAGAUCCUUUUAUCCUCUGCAGCUUGAUGUGGUCGUGGAUAGAGCAGCUGAAAGAACCUAUUCUAUCCAAAGAUGAUAUUGACAUGCUGGCAAAAAACUGCACAGAAUCCCAGGAUGCACUCUACUUGCUGAGAAAGGAGCAGUGUCAGACCAUCCUUUGUAUUUUACACUGCGUGGUGAACCUGCAGGUGCUGCCAGCUGAUGUGGAGGAGGCCUUACUUGCUCGUGCUAUUAAAGCUUUCACCAAGACAAGCUUCGAUUCUGAGAAUGGGCCAUAUGUUUACAAUACCUUGAAAACUGUAUUUAAACAAGCACUGGAAGAAAAAAGGAAGAAGAUUAGGGAAGCAACAGAGAAUCCUUCUUGAUUUCUACACAGCUCUGCUGAAACAUUAGAUGGGCCUACCAAAUUAUUUUUCAUUUUCCAGCUACUGUAUUUUGUGCUACUUGGCAUGAUCUACCUAACUUAAGGUAGUAGAAGUUAUUAACAAAUAAUUUUAUUUUUUUAGAGGGAGUUUUAGUGGCAGUUGUUCAGUCUACAUAGUUUUAAAGAACAGCUCCAUGUGACCAUUCUCUGUAGCAUUUGGUUUCAGAUACUGUUCUUCUAGAUUGUGAAGUGUUCUUCUGUUCUCAGAUGUGUUUAUUGAUUUAGAAAUCCCUGUUAUUGGCAAGAAACGUUAUUUUCAAGUUACAUGAUUGCCAUAAGUUCAGUGCCAUGAUUCCCAAAGGUUUAAUGGAUUGAGUUGAUAUUUAUGUAUUACAUAUGUUUACAUUAAUGAUAUUUGAUUUCAAUUUGCAGAAAAUAAAUGUUGACUGAACCAGUGAAA